AGCUAAAAAAAAUGUUAGCCUAUGUUGUUAAGUCUGAAAGCUACAGGGGAUUUGCCAGACGGAAAUAAUACCGUUCUAUCGCCUAGAAACACAUGCACAGCCCACAUAUCAGCGUAGCGCGUUUUUAUACGUUUUUAUAUCCGCUUGAAGCGAGCGUCUUGGGUUUAUCCUGGAGAAAGUUCGUUGGUUAUUUUGUGGGAGUGAUGUCGAAUCCUGGGACUCGAAGGAACGGGUCAAGCAUCAAAAUCCGGCUGACAGUAUUAUGUGCCAAGAAUCUGGCAAAGAAAGACUUCUUCCGUUUGCCUGAUCCUUUCGCCAAAGUGGUGGUGGAUGGCUCGGGGCAAUGUCACUCUACAGACACGGUCAAAAGCACAUUGGACCCCAAGUGGAAUCAGCAUUACGACCUGUAUAUUGGGAAGACAGAUUCCAUCACCAUUAGCGUAUGGAACCAUAAGAAGAUCCAUAAGAAGCAGGGUGCGGGUUUCUUAGGCUGUGUGCGGCUCCUGUCCAACGCCAUCAGCAGACUAAAAGACACAGGCUACCAGCGUUUAGACUUAUGCAAGUUGAACCCAUCUGACAGUGAUGCUGUCCGUGGACAGAUCGUUGUGAGUCUGCAGACCAGAGACAGAAUUGGCAGUGGAGGGCCUGUGGUUGACUGUAGAGGACUAGUAGAGAAUGAAGGGCCAGUCUUUGAAGACUCAGGGCCCGGGCGGCCUCUCAGCUGCUUCAUGGAGGAGCCCAUGCCAUACACAGAUCCUACAGGAGCCGCUGGCGGGGGCAACUGCCGUGCACUUGAGUCACCCAAUCAGGAGCAACGGCUACAAGCACAACGCAUCAGAAACCAAGAUUCCAGAGGGCACGCACACACACCCCAAAAUAGACCACACGGACACCAGUCCCCCGACCUCCCUGAGGGCUACGAGCAAAGGACCACAGUGCAGGGCCAAGUCUAUUUUCUGCACACACAGACUGGCGUGAGCACCUGGCAUGAUCCCAGAAUACCCCGGGAUUUGAACAGCGUGAGUUGUGAGGAGCUGGGCCCUCUGCCGCCCGGCUGGGAGAUCAGGAGCACUGUGUCAGGACGAAUUUAUUUUGUCGACCAUAAUAAUAGAACCACGCAAUUCACUGACCCCAGGUUACACCACAUCAUGAGCCAACACUCUCAGGGGAAGGAGUCAAGCCAGGCUCUGCCUGUACAGAUGGAGGUUGGUAUGGAGGAGGGUGAUGGGGAGCUACCGGUGCGCUACGAGAGAGAUCUGGUCCAGAAACUUAAAGUUCUCCGCCAUGAGCUCUCCCUGCAGCAGCCUCAAGCUGGCCACUGCCGCAUAGAAGUGUCCCGUGAGGAGAUCUUUGAGGAGUCUUAUAGACAGAUCAUGAAGAUGAGACCCAAAGACCUGAAGAAGCGGCUGAUGGUGAAGUUCAGAGGAGAGGAGGGGCUAGAUUACGGUGGAGUUGCUAGGGAAUGGUUAUAUCUCCUCUGCCAUGAGAUGCUGAAUCCAUACUACGGCCUGUUUCAGUACUCCACUGAUAACAUCUACACACUACAGAUCAACCCAGACUCAUCCAUCAACCCUGACCACUUGUCUUACUUCCACUUUGUUGGGCGGAUUAUGGGUCUGGCUGUUUUCCACGGGCACUACAUCAAUGGAGGCUUCACCUUGCCCUUCUACAAGCAGCUCCUGGGGAAGCCCAUCCAGCUUUGUGACCUUGAGACUGUGGACCCAGAGCUGCACAAGAGCCUCGUCUGGAUACUAGAGAAUGACAUCACAUCUGUUUUGGACCACACCUUCUGCGUAGAACAUAAUGCUUUUGGCAAAUUCCUCCAACAUGAGCUGAAACCAAACGGCAAGAACAUCCCAGUCACAGAGGAGAACAAGAAAGAAUAUGUGAGGCUGUAUGUCAACUGGAGAUUCAUGCGAGGCAUUGAGGCCCAGUUCCUCGCCCUGCAGAAGGGCUUCAACGAACUUAUACCACAGCAUCUGCUCAAGCCUUUUGACAACAAGGAACUUGAGCUGAUCAUCGGUGGUUUGGGCAAGAUCGAUCUGAAUGACUGGAAGGCCAACACGCGGCUGAAGCACUGUGUGGCUGACAGUAACAUAGUGAAGUGGUUCUGGCAGGCGGUUGAAUCGUUUGACGAGGAGAGGAGAGGCAGACUGCUACAGUUCGUCACAGGCUCCACACGCGUCCCUCUACAAGGCUUCAAAGCACUGCAAGGUUCUACAGGUUCUGCAGGACCAAGACUCUUCACUAUUCAUUUAAUUGAUGCCAACACAGACAACCUGCCCAAAGCCCACACAUGCUUCAACCGGAUCGACAUCCCGCCUUACGAGUCAUACGAGAAGCUCUACGAGAAGCUCCUGACCGCCGUGGAGGAGACGUGCGGCUUUGCAGUGGAGUGAGCAAGUGCCCUGUCCAGCCAGCCAGCAAUGGCAGCAAACCCACCAAGCAGCCCCAGCCAUCCCUUUCACCCCCCUCCCCUUCUCCAGGACAGACGGACUGGUGUCUCCUGACAGACUUUAGCAUCACCCGCCAGCCUGAAACUGCAACGGAGGGGAGCGACCACCCAAGGGCAAAACUCUCAAAGACUAAUGAUUCCUCACAACGGGAUGCGAGAAUUGUUUUUCCAUUACCACAAUAAGUUGCAGAGAAAUCUGAUCAACGUUUAUUUUGUCUCUCAGAAAUCCAGUUUGUAUUGUCUUUGUCACUGAAGCGGUGGGUUGAUAGCGUCGAGUAUGUUUGUGCUGCAGUACGUAGAGACUCGCUGAGCCUGUGGACUACAUGAAGUAGAGCUCACGUUUUAGUCUAGGUGGACUAUUUUAACAUGCACAGAGCCUGUGACCAUUAAACCAGUUUACCUACAGCAAAUGCAUCUUGGGACAUGGUUGGUCUGCGUUGUAAUGUUCGGUAUCGUCUCCACUUAUUGACUUUUAUUUCCUUGUGUCCCGUUCAGUGCUCUAGGAUGGCAUUUCAGUGGUAUCCAUUUCCUGUACUCAUCAGCGUUCUCAUUGUAGAAAUUAACGCGAUUGCUUGAAAUCUAUUAUUGAGUUUGUAAUUUUUUUUGUCAAAGAUCAAGAACAUGCUUAACGGCGAGUCAUCAUCCUCAUGUGGAAACUGUGAAUGUCACAGCGCCCAUGUGUUAAUGUUCUUCAGCUGAAGCACAACGAUCAUGUGCAGUCUAGAGAAGGACCCAAAGCCCUUGCAAAGUCAGCAGUUUCCUGAGCGAGCCAGUAUUUUCAUUACAUACAUUUUUUUUUUUUAAUGUUUUUAUGCAGUGAGCAUUCCUCUAUUGUCAACAAAAAGCCUAUUUUUUAAAGGUAAUGUUUAAUGAAUGGUGUUUUAAUCUGCAGAUUUUGAAGCAAGUCAACUUCUGUCACCUUCUGGAAAAGCAUUCUGAUCCAUUGUGUCCGUUAACACACCUAAACUGGAUUCCUAAGUGUAGCUUUGCAAAGAAAACGGAUGUUGAAUGUUUUAAAGAAGCUCUUUUUGUCCUUAAUUUUGAUGGACCCCAUUAAUCUCUUUAAUGAAUCCAGCCAUUAUCAUAUGGUAACCAUUUUAACGUAACGUACCAUGAAAUUCAACUCUAGACUGUUAUUCGUGUCUUUUUAAUUUAAACCACUGCUUCGAGUAACAUUCAGCACUUUCGCUGGUACGUGUACAAUCACCCGUCAUGGAGCGUUUAUUCCCCUAUAGGCGAAUGGUGAUGCCCUUCGGCUCCUUUUAGCUGUGGCGGUACAUCUGCAGACUCUGAUGGAGUGGGGUUUGGUCCAGGUUUCAGUGUGGUGAAAGAGCAGGGGAGUGUCUCGGAUUUCAUUAUGUAGUGCUUGACGUGCAUGCCACCAGAUUAUUCUUUGUAAAUGUAAAGGAUGAGCCAACCUCAUAGUGUUUAUUCAACCACUUUUGUCUGUUUUUUUCCUCCUUUUUUAAAUUUUUAUUUUUACCAAUUAUUUAUUACCAUGUAAUGUCCUUUUAAGUAUUGCUGCUAUUACCAUUAUUCCAUAGUUUUCAGAGAAGGCUGAGUUCUUGUGAAAGCUAUACACUAAUCUCUUAUUUUAUGUAUGAAUCAAAGUAUUUAAACCUGCUGCUGAUUCUUCAGGACAUUAAGAGGACAGGUUCACCUGACCUUUGACCUGGAUGGCGUUAGCAGGUGAUGUAGGCUGGACCCCGGUGGUCAUGUUCAUAUUUGUGAUAUAUGCAAUAAAAUCCAUCACCUUUAUAUUCUUGGUUCUGUCUUAAAAUGUCUCUUUCCUCACUUAAUGUGUAUUGGAUCAGUCAGAAUUUGUGUCUUUGACAAGUGUGACAAGUUUUCUGUUUUUCCAAAAGACCGUGAAUGCCUAGAGUGGUGAACCAUUUUUAAACUGGCAUAAAAGUCAUAAGAGGUGACGUUUAAUGUUGUGUAAUUGUGGGAAUGGCUAGUGAGCUUGAAGAUGAGUAUGGACUUUGCCUGAAGUUACAGUUGUUUUCAUAUUUCUCUAAGGAAAAACCUUUUUGUAAUGUGAUGUGACCAGUAUCAUCACAUUGUACAAUUAUUAGGUCCUGAGUGUCAUUGUUUAUUCGAUGCAAGUGUAAUGUAACUUACUAUGUACUAAACAUUUCUGAAAAAAAUUCAGUGUAAAUAAGAUUAUAUUAAAGAAACUAAAUUGCAGUCCA
Sinocyclocheilus grahami is the source of this 4647-nucleotide messenger RNA. Its product is annotated as E3 ubiquitin-protein ligase SMURF1. The record is from RefSeq and is a predicted model, not a curated record. Gene Ontology annotation, cellular component: cytoplasm. The coding region runs from base 93 to 2399 and encodes 768 amino acids. Gene Ontology annotation, biological process: proteasome-mediated ubiquitin-dependent protein catabolic process; protein ubiquitination; negative regulation of BMP signaling pathway. Lineage: Eukaryota; Metazoa; Chordata; Actinopteri; Cypriniformes; Cyprinidae. Gene Ontology annotation, molecular function: ubiquitin protein ligase activity; SMAD binding. The transcript is spliced from 18 exons.